Prionailurus viverrinus (fishing cat) is the source of this 9816-nucleotide messenger RNA. It is a transcript of the gene CHST12, whose product is annotated as carbohydrate sulfotransferase 12. Gene Ontology annotation, molecular function: sulfotransferase activity. The transcript is spliced from 2 exons. NCBI's taxonomy places the organism in Eukaryota, Metazoa, Chordata, Mammalia, Carnivora, Felidae. The coding region runs from base 218 to 1462 and encodes 414 amino acids. The record is from RefSeq and is a predicted model, not a curated record. Gene Ontology annotation, biological process: proteoglycan biosynthetic process; carbohydrate biosynthetic process. Gene Ontology annotation, cellular component: membrane.
CCGCGACUUCUCGCGAGACGUGGAGCGGAAGGCGGGGCUCCGAGCUCCGGGGGGCGGGGCCGGCGGAGGGACAGCCUCGGGAGGGUCGGCUGGUGGUGAGGCGGCGGCGGCGACGCGAGGUGAGGUGAAGUGAGGGUCCCGAGAGCAGCGCCCCUCCUCCAUGAAGCUGCCGUGAAAGCUCCCGGGUGAGAGGGCCCGCGGCCCGUCCGCAAACAGAAUGACCAAAACCCGGCUCUUCCGCCUGUGGCUGGUCUUGGGGUCCGUGUUCAUGGUCCUCCUGAUCAUUGUGUACUGGGACAACGUGGGCACGGCCCACUUCUACCUGCACACUUCCUUCCCCAGGCCGCGCCCCACCCCCGCGCAGGGGGCAGAGAAGGAGUUCACGGCCGACGUGGACGCGUUUUUGCAGAAGCUGCUGAGCGGCGGCCUGAAGCAGAGCGCCCCCUCCGGUCGAAGGACGGAGCAGCCCUCGGUGCAGGCCUCGGGCAGGCCCGUGCUGAGCAACGCGGAGGAGAGCGUGCGGGGCUACGACUGGUCCGCCCGCGACGCCCAGCAGGGCCCGGACCCCGGCGGGCGGCAGGCGGAGCGGAGGAGCGUGCUCCGGGGGCUCUGCGCCAACGCCAGCUUCGUGUUCCCCACCAAGGAGCGCUCGUUCGACGACAUCCCCAACUACGAGCUGAACCACCUGAUCGUGGACGACCGCCACGGCGUCAUCUACUGCUACGUGCCCAAGGUGGCCUGCACCAACUGGAAACGCGUCAUGAUCGUGCUGAGCGAGAGCCUCCUGGACCGGGGCGCCCCCUACCGCGACCCGCUGGACAUCCCGCGGGAGUACGUCCACAACUCCAGCACCCACCUGACCUUCAACAAGUUCUGGCGCCGCUACGGCAAGUUCUCCCGCCACCUCAUGAAGAUCAAGCUCAAGAAGUACACCAAGUUCCUGUUCGUGCGGGACCCCUUCGUGCGCCUCAUCUCCGCCUUCCGCAGCAAGUUCCAGCUGGAGAACGAGGAGUUCUACCGCAAGUUCGCCGUGCCCAUGCUCACCAUGUACGCCAACCGCACCGGCCUGCCCUCCUCCGUCAGCGAGGCCUUCAGCGCGGGCCUCAAGGUGUCCUUCGCCAACUUCAUCCAGUACCUGCUGGACCCGCGCACCGAGAAGCUGGCGCCCUUCAACGAGCACUGGAGGCAGGUGCACCGGCUCUGCCACCCCUGCCAGAUCGACUACGACUUUGUGGGCAAGCUGGAGACGCUGGACCAGGACGCGGCCCAGCUGCUGCGGCUUCUCAAGGUGGACAAGCUCCUGCACUUCCCCCCGAGUUACCGGAACAGGACCGCCAGCAGCUGGGAGGAGGGCUGGUUCGCCCCCAUCCCCCUGGCCUGGAGGCAGCAGCUGUACAAACUCUACGAGGCCGAUUUCGUCCUGUUCGGCUACCCGAAGCCCGAAAACCUGCUCAGAGACUGAGGGCGGCGGGGACAGUCCCGAACGCCGGAACCAACCGGGCUCACGUCAUCUGCCGUCCCACGGCCGUCUUCCUGCGGGAGGAGCGAUGGGCUCCCGCGUGGAUUUUUUUCACGGCCCCGUUUCCCUGCCGGCCCGACACGGCAGGGUUCCCCAGCGCUCCCGUCAACGAGGAGGCUGGAGACCGUCCCCACACUCCAGUUUUUUAAAUAACCUACGAUUUUGCAAUCUAGACGUACCGUUUACUCCACUGCCUAUAUUCGUUGAGUACUGCGUUAAUAUUGUUUUCUAAGAUUAAUAUAUUUGAGAUAUUUAAUAUGAAAAGUGCAGAAAGAAAGGAUGGAGUAAAUGUUACACCUGCUUCUUCCGCCUGCUCUCGUGGUUAUUCUGGCAGAGCGUGAAACUCAGGUAGAGGAAGGGGAUUUUCGUGGUCAUCUUCCACAAAAAGCAGGACCCUGCACUUGAAAUCAGGCCUCCCUCGUGUUUAUAAAAGGGUAGCAGACAGAUCUCCUCAAGCGAGAGCGCCCUUGCCGUGUGAUAUUUCUGGAAAGGGAAGGCAGUCAGGAAGGGUGUUCUGUUUGCGACCACCCUUCCCGGCCGCGGUCACGGAGCAGGGUGGUCACUCCAGCUGUUCCUGUGAGUGUAUAAAUCCUGGCCCUAAGGAUUUGCUGUGACAGGGGUGCUGUGAGGAGUCUGUCCCGAGAAUCGAUUCCUGACGUCAGCAAGGUGAGGCUUGGGCGACAGAUGCGGUGACCUUCUCCCUCGCGGGCGUGACUGACCCUGGGAUCCUCUCGCUCGGCGGCCCCGACUUGGGAAAGGUGUCCUGUUGGCUAGUCCGGGAAGGCUCCUGGUUCAGAUUUAUUUGCAGUUUUGGCCUCGACCCUGUAGUUGGUGAGAAAUUUGCGGUCACUCCGUGGUGUGUGGGGCUCACGUUUGACCUUGCGUCCUUGAUGUGUAGCAUUUGGUCCCUGGGAGCCGGCAGUGCACUCAGGAGGCCUGCCCCCAGCCCUCCUUGGUGCGCAGUGUCCUUGCUGUUUCUGGUUUCCAGAUGGCACCGGGGGCUCGUCUGAGCACGUGGCCUCCGCGCGCUCACCUCCUAGACUCGGGGCUCCGCCGUGCGACAAGCCACCUGCUCCUCUUUUUAUGAAACGGUCAGCAGCAGAGAUACUCGAACUUGGGAGUCCGGCUGUAGAGUAACUUAAGAGCUGUCAGGCACCACGGUGGGGAUCUCCUGGGGCACCCGUUUGCUCAGUAGUCACCCGUGACACCGAGAGCGCUGGGCUUCAGGGUGGCUCUGCCUUCGGGGAGCCUUGUGAUCCUGUGGUAGAGACGAGAGUGGGGACCCCCAUCCCAGGCCAGUGGGCUGAGUGCCUUCAGGACAAGGCAUCUGGUGAUGUGAAGGCGGGCUUCCUGAGGGAGGUGGUGGUUGAGCACGGCCUGAAGGGCGGGGCAGGCUAGGUGGCCGAGCAGUGACAUCAGCAGAGGUGCAGGGCGUGUCCACAGAUGGCAGGUACUAACUACUGUGACACAUUUCUUGUGUCAUUUCAUGUUCUCUCGGAAGCCACCGUGCUCUUCCUGUCCUUUUCUCUAGUGAGGAUGCUGUGUAGCAGAGACAAGGCAGGGCCGGGAUCUGGAGCCCGUGUGCCUGACCGCCCCCCCCCCCCCCCCCCCCCCAGGGAUGUGGACGGGUUGUGGGCAUAGAGUCUGGCGGCCUUGACUGUCAGGCCCAGUUGAGAUUUCACUUAGGCAGCAACGAGCCGUGGAGGUUUCUGGGUGGAGGGAUUUGGAUGCUUUGGGGUCAGGUGGUGUCGGGCCGAGAGGGGAGGGCGCCGGGAGGCCGGUCAGCAGGCAGCGGGGGCCUCGCCCAGGGAUGAUGGGGUGACGGGGAGACAGGAGGCGCCCAGGUGACUCGAGGGAGGGUAUUGGGAAGAGGCUCCUUCCGACGCCCCACGGGACGGGCGGCCCCCCCAAGCCAGCCUGCUGCUGAUAUUCCCACGUGUGACGAGGGACGAGCAGGAAGGAAUCAGGAGAGCUUAACGAGGACCUUUCUUCUGACCUGGCAGCUUCCCCCCGCCACACACCGGUUUUUUAAUCGUGGUCAAAGACACAUACAAUUUAUCAUCUUAGCGGUUUUGUGUCCAUUUCAGGGGCGGUAAGCGCGUUGUGGUGCAGCCAUCGCUGCCAUCCAUCUGCGAGACGUUUUCAUCUUCCCAGAGUGGGAGCCCCAGCCCCAGCCCCACCGCCGGCCCCCUGCGUCUGUGUGCGGGACAACUCCAGCGACCUCACAGAGGUGGGGUCACACGUACUUGUGCUUUCGUACCCGGCUCGCGUCACUCAGCAUCACGUCCUCGAGGUCCACGCGUGUGGUAGCAGGUGCCAGCGCGUCCCUCCUCGUUACGGCCCACGCCGUCCCACGGUGUGGAUGUGCCACAUCGUAUUUAUCCGUCACCCAUCCGUGGACACGUGAGUCGCUCCCGCCUCCGAGCUGCUGCGAAUAACAUUGCCAUGAACAUGGGUGUGCAAAUAUCUGUUUGAGUCACUGUUUUCAGUUCUUCUGGGUAAAUACCCAGAAAAGGGAUUACUGAGUCACAUCUGACCUGGCGGCUUUUUAUAAACUGAGCCAGUGUGCAGACACCUGCAGGCUCCAUCAGGACCGUUGUUUUGCAGAUCAUGUUUCCUGGUGUUGGAGGCAAGCUGGAGGAUGUCCUGGGAAAACAAGCCAGCGUUUGGAUGGUUUCAGAUCUCCUUUACGUGUAUGGAGUAUGCUGUGGAUUUCAGUCACGUGCUGUAAUUUUGAAUAAUGGAUAUUCAUCAAAACAAGCCACAGCGUUUAAAUAACAACAGUUUGGGGCAUCUGGGGGCUCAGUCGAUCAAGUGUCCAACUCUUGACUUUGGCUCAGGUCAUGAUCUCGCGGUCCGCGGGUUCAAGCCCCACGUCCGGCUCUGUGCUGACAAUGUGGAGCCUGCUUGGGAUUCUUUCUCUCUCUCUCUCUGCCUUCCCCCUCUCGGGUCUGUCUGUCUCUCUCUCUCAAGAUAAAUAAACUUAAAAAAAUUUUUUAAGUAAGUAACGUAACAGUUCUGAAAUACCUCUUUAGCCGCCAUCAUCAUGGCGCUUGGCAUCUGCCUCUCUGGGUAGUUUCUCACUGAGAUGUGUUUAUUUCGAGAAUGUUCAGACACAUGUCACAACUCACUGACUGGUGGGCUCAUUACGGGCAGGGUCACAUCUCCAUUUCCUUGUUUUUGGUUCUGCCAAGAAUAAUCACCCUGUAGGUCUGUUUCUGUGGGUAGCGGGGGCAUGUUUGCAGGGACAUCGAGGCCCGGGGACCAUUGGAGCAGAUUGCAGCGACAUCCGUACACCCGUCCAGAUCCCUGUGCGGCCCCCGGGGCCCGAGGGACGGUGGCAGAGAAGGUCCCCCUCGGCCGUCCACCUCUGCCUUCCAGAGGCUGCAGCAAGAGGGGGCCCCCCUCGUCCUUUCUGGGGUGACUCUUACUCUUUCUGUUUCCCUGGCCCACAGAAUAGCAUCCUGUGAAGAAAUUUGGCUCCAUAUUUUUUGUGCCCCCAGAAUUUUUACAUUGGGGUGCCUGGGUGGCUCAGUCGGUUGAGCAUCCAACUCUUGAUUUCAGCUCAGAUCGUGAUCUCACGGCUCGUGGCGGGGAGCCCCGUGUUGGACUCUGCUCUGGGUGUGGAGCCUGCUUGGGAUUCUCUUUCUCUGCCUCUCUCCCCUGCUCACACGCUCCUGCCCUCUCUCUCUAAAAGAAGAAAAAUAAAAAUAAAAAAUUUUUAUUGAUACUGUUCAGAUAGAUAAUUUAGCCAAACGAUUCCAUAAACCCGAUUCAACUCUGCUUACCUUUGACCUCUAACCGUUGCCAAAACAUUUGCCUGCAGUCCUAAUGACACCACAGUCUACGGUACAGAAUCUUCUUGUGUGUUGGCACUGAGCGCCCAGCACGGCCACCAGGCCACUGUGCCUGUUGACCGUCGGGGAGAGGGAUGUGGGACAGACCCAACGCUGAGGCACAUGUGUGUGUAUUUAUGACAGAGAGAGACACUGUCAGCCCUCGUUCCUCUAAAAAUGGUAUGUGUUGCCAUGCUUUGACGCAGAGGACCCACCUAUGGUUUUUAAUGUACCAUAGGGGGUCUUAUAUUGCUUAUUUUGCUAUUAGCGCAGCCAAGUCCCUGCACUCAGGUGUGGACGGUGACGGCUCCUGUUACGGUGCAUUCUGCCCAAGCAUCUGUGCCUGGGGCAGGGCCCGCGCACUGUGGGCACACGGUACCUGUCUGUGGAGUGAGUGAGCGAAUGAAGGGGUGGUGCCACGGAGCCUCAUUCUGAACCAGCCAGGGUGGCUGCCAUCACCCUCUCCAGCUGUUCGUAAGGUGAUCACGGCUUGUGGAGGUUCUGUGACUGGCCCUGAGUGGGCGCACACCUCACUGUUUCUGACUUCUGGCACUUUCUAAGCCUUGUGUUGUCUGUGCGGCUUGCACUGUUCCUGAGGAAGUUAGCUGACACCCUGUUUUGAGAGAAUCGGUUUGUCUUUAUUCCCUCCCCGUGUUCUCUCCUUCCCCCUGAAAGAUGCUAUGGCUCCCCCUUACCUCCUCCCAGAGGGGGCAGGGCUGCUGCCAGAGGGGACAGGACUACCUUAUGCGUGCUCAUCUCCCACAGCCACCUGCAGAGGAGGCCUGCAGUCAUGGAAUGGCCAGGCCGCCCUCUCCCUCCCCAAGUCCUCGUCCCAAGAGGGCGGGAGACCCGGGUCAGGGAUGCAGGCGGGCUGGGCUGGUCCUGGCGGACGGCCAGGAGCUCAUGCACCCCCGUCAUGUGGGUCCGAGCCCCAUGGGUGGCCUGUACGUUCAGUAAGCCUACUGGGCCCCCUCCCAGCAGGCCCUUCAGAGCGGCCCCGGUCGCCACCUCGGCUGCCCUCGGGGGUCUUAGCUCUGGAGCAGCUGUGCGGGAGGCCCUAUGUGUUACACGGAGCACCCGAUGGCUUCCCGGUGCAGGACUCCGGGGGCCACACUGACGUCCCCAGAACCUUCUCCUUCAGCUUCUCGGGAGGGAAGCGCGGUUCCUGGUUGGACUUGCUCCUCAGCGUGUGCUCUCCCCGCUCGGUUGGGAUUGCUGCUAGGAGUGAGGGGGGUGGGGGGGGCGAGGUGUGAUGGUCCCGGCGGGCGCCUUGGUCUGUUCUCCUUGGGGGCUCCGCCCUGAGAGAGCAAGUUCACAGAUACCAUGCAGACCCGGGGAGCGGGGGUGUGGUCACCCAAGCACAUUCUCCAGUGAUAAUUCCUGCCAUUUCUUUAUAUGCCAUACGUCCUUUCCUGCCCACCCGUAAAACUUGGACAGCAUAGACGAUGUAAACAGGUUCAGAUACGUGACAGCGGGGUAGACGCGUGUUGUUUUUUUGCCGACGCGCAUUCCUCCCGGCUAAAGAGCCCGCCUCCGGGCUUCCUUAGCCUGAGAGAGUCGAGCGGGGCAGUCCCCACCCCACACCUGAGCUCUGGCCCGGCAGCCGCGUGCUGGAUAGAGGCAGCCCUCACACCCCAGCUGGACGCAUCAGACCCAGGGCCUGCGGCUGGAAACCUUCGGGAAGGGGCUCGGCCAGGCUGGUGGGGCGGGAGCAGUUCCGCCAGCAGAGCCCCACGGAGACAGAGGCCAUGCCGUGAGGGCUAGACGUGCACAGCACGGUCCACCUGCCGUUGGUAGGUGCGGGGCCGACGCGCGUCCACUGGCUUACGCUCCUUUGAGCCGGAUCUGUGUAUGGAAUGUCCAGGAUGUGACUGCUAUGCCACUUCAUCACCAACGGGCAUCAGAACGCAGGGUUAAAGGCGUUCCGUCAAUGAAGAGAAGCCGUGCGACCUCCGCGCACGUGGGUUAUGGUUCGCUUUGGCGUGAGCAGUUCAGUUCAGAUGACAGAACUUGACGUUUUCCUACUGUGCCCAGACCCAGUGACCAAAGGUCCCCUGGUGGGAUACCAGUUCAGACCAGCAGAGAGGUUAAUUAGGGACCGUGGGAUCUUUCUCCUCUCGGGAAUUACUUCUUCACGCGUCAUGCAGAGGGAAGCCGGUGAGAAAUGACACCCCGUUGGGACGCAUCCCUGCACUCGCCCUCCGCUGCUCUGGUGCGUGCCGAAUGUCGUUCCUCAGGCCUGCCGGAGAUGAUUCAGGCUGGCCGUCCCGGGCACCGUCUGGACGGCAUUUGCUCGUGAUGGUGGCACCGUCACGCUUGUGUGUCACGGGUCUGUUGGGUGCCUUUGUGGGUGAUGAAUGAACACAGCCGGUCUGACUGCCUUCUGCGCUUUGUGGAUUUUCCUGCCGGAGCUUGGUGGAGGCUGCCGGGCCGGUGGGACUGUGAGUGUGUGCGGUAUGCUCGCAGAGGCGGAUCCAAAAGGGAUAGCUUUUCCGGGCAGGGGGUGUUUUGAACUCGGAGUUAGGGCCUGGGCGUCCGAAAUUUUCCUGGCACUUUGGGGCACGAGGCACACUUAGGCUGGGUGCAGAUUUGAAGGGGCAACAGUGCCGAGCUUUGAAGAGAAGGAAGCUUCCUUGGGCAGCAGGGAGGGGAGGCCAGCCCGGACGGUUAGCAGAGGUGCCCACAGCAAGUCUGUAGACUGGUCCGUGAGUCGACCCAAAGUUGCCUUCUUUUUCCGUGUGGUCAUACAUCGUCACGUGAGCAGAAAGUUUUCUGUGCGUGAAAUGUGAGAGAAGAACGUGGCCAGGCAAGUAGGUGUGAUGGAGUGAGCCGUUUGUGUGAUGGAAUGAGCCAUUUGAUAAUGGUCUGGAAAGGCUGCAUCUGGUUCUGGGUUUGUCUAGGGCCGCGGAGCCAGCAGUAUUCCUUGUGGUCUCGGUUCUGCAGCUGUGCAAAAUCACCACCUGAUGAGCGGUAAUAAGUCUGUCUAAACACACUUUGAAAUCCUCACAUGAGCGAUGGGUCUGGGUUGUCCAGGCGCCUUCCAAAACAGCGGGUUGGUUUGCAGAAACACAGCCGGCCUUUCCAGGCUCGGGGAACGUCCUGCUUAUCAUGUUUCAAAGAGCUUCGGGGUGUGAGUGUGCUGACCCGUCAGCAGAGAGGGCCCGGCUGUGCUCAUCCCGCCCUGGAGGGCCCUGGAGAGAACUGCGCACAGCCCCGGUGGGUGAAGGUCAUCGGACCGGUGCCCAGACCUCCCCGAGGAUGGGGUGGAGGGUGGGGGUUGGGGCCCAGGGCACUCCGUCAGGGCCACGGGCCAGGGGGCUUUCGGCCUCAGGCCUUCCACCCUGGACUGGAGUCCAUUUCUUAUGCGAACUUGGAGUAGGAACCUUUAAAGUGCUCUUUUCAGCUAGUAAAGCUGUUUGUCCUUAGAUGACUGGCCAUCCUCUUUAGGAGAAUGGGUUUCUCACAAUUAAAAAAAAAAAACAAAAAAAACCGCCCCACCUCGUAAAUACGUUUUCUUGGAUGAAUUGGGGGGUGGAGAUGGUGGUGAUAAUUUUAUUCUUUUUUAAAAUGGUGGCAAAACAUACAUGACGUGAAAUUCACAUCCUAACCGUUUAGGUCCAUGAGUCGGUGGGGUGGCUGUGCAGCCAUGUCCACCCUCUGUCCCCAGAUGCCUCAGCCCCCAUGCUGUUCAGGGUCACCUGUGCCUGUCCUGUGUGUCCGGCCUCUUGCCCUGAGCAUCACAUCCUCAAGGUUCAUCCAUGCUGGAGCAGGUGCCAGAAUUCCCCUCCUUUGUGAGGCCGAGUGACGUUCCGGCGUACAGAUGCGUCACUGUCAUUGAUCGGCCCCUCCUUCGGUGGGCAACGGUUGCUCUCGCCUGUUGGCUGUGUGAAUAGCGCCGUGUGAGCACGGGGUGCAGACGUGCGAGCACAGACCCGGGAGUAGGAUUUCUGGAUCACGUGGUAAUUCUGUAUUUAAUUUUUUGCACGACUGAGUUUCAAUUCUUUUUCCUGCCAGAAACGCUUUCAGAGGAUGACGGGUGGGAGUAGCACAUGGCAAGUUUUCCCCGGCGUGUUUGCGUCCUUAAACCUCCGCGCAGUUACGGUCACGGAGGCAGAGCUGGCGUUGGCUGUGAUGUGGCGGCCCCCACGCCCACGGCCCCGGGUGGGCGGGGGGUGGUGAGUGAGACACGGGCCUCCCGUCCCAGACCAGGGGCCACGCACAGACGUCCUCGCUCCCCCAUCACACCCAUGGAGCGUGUGGCCCGUGGAGGAGCGCCACCCCCGCUCCCGGCUGGGGAGAAGCCACUUCUGACCCGCGGUUUGGGGGAACCUGUCCCGGGUGACGCCGCCACCAGGCUGGGAGCACCCGGCACCUCGGCCGUCUCCCGGCAAAACGGGGUGGUCGCUGUCCUCUGAGAAAGCUUCACCGGAUGAAAACCAUAAGCAGAGCAGUGUAACUCAG